This is a messenger RNA of Acaromyces ingoldii, 1788 nucleotides long. RefSeq names its product acyltransferase-domain-containing protein. Gene Ontology annotation, molecular function: 1-acylglycerol-3-phosphate O-acyltransferase activity. Lineage: Eukaryota; Fungi; Basidiomycota; Exobasidiomycetes; Exobasidiales; Cryptobasidiaceae. The record is from RefSeq and is a predicted model, not a curated record. The transcript is spliced from 3 exons. The coding region runs from base 296 to 1516 and encodes 406 amino acids. Gene Ontology annotation, cellular component: membrane; endoplasmic reticulum. Gene Ontology annotation, biological process: phosphatidic acid biosynthetic process.
AUUUCACGGCGAUGCCGUUGCUUUGUCGUCUAUCUGCCCUUGUUCACCAACCUCCCAGCGCAGCCAGAAGCUCGAGAUACGAGAUCGCUUGACAGCCUGAGCCAACGUGUAAUCUUCUAGCGCGGUAGUCAAGCGUCGAUUCAGAACCGGCCUGCUUUGUGUGGAGACACCCGGGCCCUCUCAAGCAUUUUAAUUUUUCCCAUCGCCAUCGAUCUAGCUUCGUAUUUAGACCACCGCCUCAUCCUUCCCUCCCGUUCCACUCUUGAUGUCGUUCUGGUCUGGACUCGUCAGCACAAUGACCGUCGUCACACGCACCCUGACCUACUCGGCUGGCGCCUCUUUCCUGGUCCUGUCGCUGCUCUCGCCGCGCUCCCGCCGCGCUCGCCUCUACCUCAACGUGCUCCUCUAUGUCCUCUCGCUCGGUAUCUGCUCCGUCUGGGGCGUGCUCGUCUCGCUGCCCAUGUCGCUCUCGGAAAAGACGCGGCUCAACAUCAACUGGCUCGUCGCGCGUUCGUUCCAUCUCAUCGCCGGCAACCUCACUGGCCUCAAGUUUAAGGUUGAGGGUGCGGAGAACUUCCAGAAGGCGAGGCCAGCCGUGCUGGUCGGCAACCACCAGACCGGCAUCGAUAUCCUGUACCUCGGCAAGAUCUUCCCCAAGUUUGCAAGCAUCAUGGCCAAGCAGGAGCUCAAGUACGCGCCUCUUCUCGGACAAUACAUGAGCCUUUCCGGCGCCGUCUUCAUCGACCGCAAGAAUCGCCACGACGCAGUCAAGGCUUUCGAGCAGGUCGCAGAAGCUAUGAAGACCAAGGGUCUUUCGUUGUGGGUCUUCCCAGAGGGCACGAGGAGCAACCUUCCGUUCCCGGACCUGCUUCCCUUCAAGAAGGGCGCCUUCCACCUCGCUGUCCAGGCGCAGGUGCCCAUUGUGCCUGUCGUCUGCGAGAACUAUCACCGGUACUUUGACGGCAAGACGAGGUUCGAGAGCGGCACCGUUCGCAUCAAGGUUCUGCCUCCCGUCGACACAAAGGGCCUCAAGGCCGAUGAUGUCACUGAUCUGACGACGAGAGUGCGUGAGCAGAUGCUGUCUGCGCUGCAGUCGAUGGAUCGCGAGCUUGAGAGGGCAGACGUGUCGGAGUCGACGUCCGCUGCUGCCAAUGCUGCUGCGGGCGGUCCCAAGGCGCAACCGCCUUCACCUACACGGCUCGGAGGCAUUGCAAAGCUGGCCUCGUACCUUGUCGGGACAGGCAAGGGACCGGAUGUGGCGGCCGAGGCGAGAGAAAAGCGAGAGAAGCUCAUCAAGGCUGGCAAGUCUGGAGAGGAGCCAGAAGACUUCAACCUCCUCUCCGAGUCGGACAAGGGACAGACUUCUGCCGUGCAGCAGCCAAAGGAAGGAGGCAACGUGGGCAGCCUCGACGCGGGAAUCGAUAUCAGGGCGAGAGCGGGUGCAGACAACAAGACGAGCGCGAGCAACACAUCUGACGAGACCGACGAGGGCGCCGUCUUUGUCAAGCGUCCUUGAGCAUGUGGCGGAGCUUGGGUCUUCAAUUCUUGAUCUUCCUGCCUAUCUUUACCGUCCACGCUUUUUGUGUAAAGUCUAGGUCUUCUUCAAAGUCAUAAAUGGAACAGAGAAAAGACUACCGUACGGCUCUGUUGCAUGCACUUUCAUACGCUGCUGUCGAUCAAGACGAUGGAGCGUGGACGAUGUGGGGGAGCGGGGGGUUCGUGGGCAUAUGACUUGUUUUUCGAGAGUGGGCAUUUGUGACUUGUUCGAGAGUGGGCAUUUGUGACUUG